GAACCCCACCCUUCCCCCAUGACCUCUUGAAUCUGUUUGGGAAUUUCAAAAAGAGGAGACAACGAAGGAAGACCACUCCCGGAAACUCUUGUACCCUAAAAAAUAAAAGUGCCGCACAACAGUGGGACAAAUAUUUGCAUUCUCUCUAUUAUGUGGUACAGUGUACCACCCCGAACGUACAUUAAGGGCCGUUUGAAACGGCACUGUUGAGUGUUAAACUUUUAAACUGUGGGGCACUAUGUAAUACAGAUAAAUGCUUCGUCAUUUAAAUCUAACCGGAAAUGCUUCCGCGUUGCCGUUAACUUAUAUUUAAAUAUUCGCGUUCUUAUGUGUCAUGACUUUAGCCUCGAGUUCCGCGCUAAACCUCCAGAAUGCGGCGUUACAUUCGUGCACUGCUGAUGUGCACCGUGUUUGCGGUAUUUUCGGGAUUGUACGUUUAUAGUGCACUUUUUGACGCGGAUGUGUCGGCCGGGGCAAACGGGGUGAAGACGAUUUACGUCCCCCCGAAAGUCCCGCGACCCGGGCAGGAGGACCCGGACGAAGCGGGACCACAAAGCUCACAUCGACACAACAGGUACAUCAUGCGUCAGCGGGGCGAGCUGGAGGUCGGCGGCCAGAGCAGACCUCCCCCCAGCAUGCACUUGGCUGUGGUGGCCUGCGGCGAGCGCCUGGAGGAGACUGUCACCAUGUUUAAGUCGGCUGUGCUUUUUAGCUUCAAGUGCCUCCACUUGCACAUCUUUGCUGAAGACCAGCUGCACGCCAGGUUCAUGGAAGCAUUGGAAUCCUGGCCCGGUUUUAUACGCUCCAGGUUCAACUACACCGUCUACCCCAUCCGCUUCCCCAGUGAGAAUGCGGCAGAGUGGAAAAAACUCUUCAAGCCCUGUGCCUCCCAGAGACUCUUUCUACCUGUGAGUAACAAUCACCACUGCAGCUUUGAGAGAACGCAUUCUUGUUGGCUCAUUCUUGUUUUUGAUGCGCAGCUUAUCCUGAAGGACAUUGAAUCUUUAGUCUACGUGGAUUCAGACAUCCUCUUCCUACAGCCUGUCGACCGUCUGUGGGAUUUUCUAUCUCGGUUCGAUUCCGCGCAGCUGGCCGCCAUGGCCCCUGAGCACGAGGAACCCCGCAUCGCUUGGUACAGUCGCUUCGCCCGGCACCCGUUUUACGGCAGAACAGGCAUCAACUCGGGGGUCAUGCUCAUGAACCUCACAAGGAUGAGGAGCAUGUUUUUUAAGAAUGAUAUGACCUCCGUGGGGCUCAGAUGGGAGGAGCUGCUCAUGCCACUGCUUCAAAAAUACAAACUCAACAUAACCUGGGGGGACCAGGAUCUUUUAAACAUUAUUUUCCACUACAAUCCUGAGCUCCUGCUGGAGUUUCCGUGUCAGUGGAAUUACCGUCCGGAUCAUUGCAUCUACGGCAGCAACUGCGCUUCCGCCGAAGACAACGGGAUCUACAUCCUGCACGGAAACCGAGGCGUGUACCACGACCAUAAGCAGCCCGCCUUCAAAUCGGUCUACGAGGCCAUACGAAAGUACUCGUUUGGUGCCGAUCCGGUGUCGUCCCUGCUGGCCCCGCUGGAGGAACAACUGCUGAAAACCACGCACACCUACUGCGGAAAAUCCCACGCGCUCUUCACCAAGGCGCUGGUGCACAGCCUGGCCGGCAUUAACGGGAAGGCGGUGCGCUUGCGGUGACACGGGCGUCAGCUGCAUCACACAUCUGGCACCUCUGUAGGGUGCACCUGAUGAGCCAUUUUUCAAUUAUGAUUAUUUUUGUUUCUAAGUUUGAACUUCUCUUCCAUUGUUACGCUCCCCAUGUUUUGUUUUUUUUUUCCUGACUAAAUGCAAAAACCUCAAAGAGAAAGCCGUUUACUUUCCAUAUUGGAGAAUAUGUCAACCUGUAUCAGAGAAUGAAACAAAUAAUGUAGUUUUUUUAAGGAUGUCACUCCACUCAAGUGUGUCUAUUUUUAUGUUGUUGUUUUUUUCCCUUUCCAACUGUGAAUUUACGUUAUUUUUGUUGGACUUGUGCUGCAAACUCUUCAAACCAAAGUAUUACAUUUUUUUUCUUUCAACACAAUUGAAUGUAAAAUGUACAAAAAAAUAAAAAAUAAAAUUGAGUGUAAUCA
Hippocampus comes (tiger tail seahorse) is the source of this 2122-nucleotide messenger RNA. RefSeq names its product glucoside xylosyltransferase 1b (gene gxylt1b). Gene Ontology annotation, biological process: protein O-linked glycosylation via N-acetylgalactosamine. The record is from RefSeq and is a predicted model, not a curated record. NCBI's taxonomy places the organism in Eukaryota, Metazoa, Chordata, Actinopteri, Syngnathiformes, Syngnathidae. The transcript has 6 exons. Gene Ontology annotation, molecular function: UDP-xylosyltransferase activity. The coding region runs from base 372 to 1691 and encodes 439 amino acids.